This is a messenger RNA of Yarrowia lipolytica CLIB122, 870 nucleotides long. RefSeq lists its product as uncharacterized. Lineage: Eukaryota; Fungi; Ascomycota; Dipodascomycetes; Dipodascales. Gene Ontology annotation, molecular function: 2,4-dienoyl-CoA reductase (NADPH) activity. Gene Ontology annotation, biological process: fatty acid catabolic process. Gene Ontology annotation, cellular component: peroxisome. The record is from RefSeq and is a predicted model, not a curated record.
AUGCUACCAGCAGAUUUCAUCGAGAGCUCGCCCUACAAGUCCAAUAUUUUCGUUGGCAAGGUGGUUUUUGUCACCGGAGGAGCAGGCACCAUUUGCAAGGACCAGACUGAAGCUCUGGUGCGACUAGGCGCCAAUGGUGCCAUUGUUGGGCGCAAAAAGGAGGUGACGGAAAAGGCUGCGAAGGAAUUGGAGGCCCUGAGACCCGGCGCACGUGUUCUGGGACUUGGAGAGAUAGACGUCAGAGAUAUCCAGUCGCUCAAACGGGCUGUUGACACUACGAUAUCCGAACUAGGACGGAUCGAUUACGUCAUUGCUGGGGCGGCAGGCAACUUUGUGACGGAUAUCAACCACAUGAGCGCGAAUGCGUUCAAAACGGUGAUUGAUAUCGAUCUUUUGGGCUCGUUCAACACCGCCAAGGCCACAUUUGAAGCUCUCAGAGCCUCGGCGGGCAGUCUGGUGUUCAUCUCAGCCACUGCACAUUACCAUGGCUCACCGUUCACGGCACAUGUGGGAGCCGCCAAGGCCGGAAUCGAUGCACUGAUGCAAGCUCUGGCUGUUGAACUGGGUCCGUUAGGAAUCAGAGUCAAUUGCAUAGCUCCUGGCUUCAUUGCUGCUACCGAAGGUAUGGAUCGACUGCUUCCUCCAGAUAUGCAGAAGACAUAUACUCGUCUGACGCCGCUGCAACGGUUCGGAACCACGCUGGAUAUUGCCAAUGCCACCGUCUGGCUCUUCUCAGAAGCCGCCUCGUAUGUUUCAGGUACCGUUAUUGUUGUCGAUGGAGCCGGCUGGCACUCUGCCCAGCAGACUUCCACAUUGCAUUAUUAUCCAGACAUGUUGAAGCAUAUGGGAGAGGAUAAGUCGAAGAUAUAG